Molecule: messenger RNA, 1170 nt
Organism: Melampsora larici-populina 98AG31
Lineage: Eukaryota; Fungi; Basidiomycota; Pucciniomycetes; Pucciniales; Melampsoraceae
Exons: 3
Coding region: 1-1170 (389 amino acids)
Source: RefSeq, a predicted model, not a curated record
AUGGUAUUACCAGGUGAAGAGGUAAGACCACCACCCAAGCGCUCUAGAACAAACAGCAACACUUCGAAUAGCUCGGUGGGAGAUCGACUGGCAAACCUCCUGGGUCGCGAGAACGCCGCUGCCGAGGGACGCAUGAAUGUACUGCAGGCGCGGCCACCGGUUGUGGCUCCCGUGGCUCCCAUUCCUCAAGCAGACCGCGCGAUUCGCGAGCCACAAGACCAAGCACUUUACAAUGCUUUCAUCCCGGAACAUGGACUUGAUGAUCUACAAGAAGAUGAUGACAAGGUGGAAAGGCCGGCCGCGGGUAUCAAUCGAGCAGAUUACUAUCGUUCCGAAACUUACCAGGAACGUGUUCUGAAGGAGGAAGCUAAUUGGGAGAAAAUAAUGCCAGCUUUGUUUCUUGCUUAUGUACCAUGUAGUCGUUCUACGUUUCAAUGGGUGGACCCAGUCUUAUGGAAUCAUGAUUUCAACGACGAGUGCCGCUGUCCAUCUUGGAAAAGGUCUACAGUCAACAUCGAUACCAUUGACUGGUCUGGCCGCACAAAGACAAGCCUCAUGACGUGCCGAUGUACAUCAGAUGCUGUUCGAUUGCUACGUAGAGGUUACAUUGGUGGGACUCCUGCUCAGCCAAGAACGGCCUAUUCGAUUCGACUCCUACGCUUCCAUCACAUCUUAUGGAAGUACUGUAGCAUUCGUAUUGCACCAUUUGUCGAAGCUCUAGAUGAGUAUCUUGAUCCCCGAAGCUCUCUACUCUUAGUGUCUGGAAGUGAUCAGACUCGCGACUGGCGUAAAGGAUUCUCAGCUGCAGUGGACGCGUAUCGAGAAUUAUUGCAAAGACAAGAAGAUAUGACCAACGAAGCACUACAAUUGUCACCUGAAGACAUCCUGGCUUCAACCUGCCCGGCUUGUUUUGGCCCAGAGGUACCUGGCAAGCGAGCUGAAGAGCCAAGGGUGGUGGUCUGCCUCGAUGGAAACUUCCAGCAGCGGCGCCACCUUUCGGCUAGUGCCGCGUGGAGAGGUGAAUCCGGGGUGAUGCCAGCCUUGUUCAUGUCCCCACUCGAUGUCAAAUCCUGGGAGACUCGAAUGGUUCCGGAGCGCAACAAGCGGUCUGAUGUGAUAGUGAGUACUGUACAUAAAACAUUUGAAAUCUUCAAGACAGUUCCUGACUAG